This is a messenger RNA of Suillus paluster, 969 nucleotides long. RefSeq lists its product as uncharacterized. The record is from RefSeq and is a predicted model, not a curated record. NCBI's taxonomy places the organism in Eukaryota, Fungi, Basidiomycota, Agaricomycetes, Boletales, Suillaceae. The transcript has a single exon. Bases 1 to 969 code for a protein of 322 amino acids.
AUGAUUGCUUGUAGUUGUGCGAAGUGCUGGAUCGUUCAGUUGAAGGAAGAAAAUCAGGACCUGCAACUUCCUACCAGUCAGCAUGGAAUAAAGGGCCACAUAAUCAUUUAUCCUCAGCGUCCAGAAGGGAUCACGAAUGUCUUGCCUCCGACGGUAGCUGAUAUUAUCACCCCAAUCUGCGUCAUUUUCGUGGGCUCGUGUCCUCCAACUCGUGCGUGGCUCGAAGAAAAAGCCAAACCUUUGAUAGCUUGUAGAGAAAAGGUUCGUGCCGCAUUAGUUUGGCUAAAGAAACACAACCGCCUGUAUAAGGACAUCACCAUUGAUUUCGAUGUUUUGAAUUCUAUGGAGGAAAAGACAUUGUUGCCCUUUCACGUCGACCAUGUUCUUCCCAGUGAAGCACGCGAUUCGUUGACAUCAAAGUAUGAUGCAACCGAGGCAGUGCAGUUCGAAGAUCCAUCUGAUUUGGGUGACCCUCCCACACCAUCUGAUGAUCAAUCGCGUGCGGCUGAACUGCAAGUUAAUUUUGAGAGUGUCGUAGUUACUGAUGUUGAUGGCAAUGCAUCUGCAAAUGAGUUGCGUGCCGCAGCAGUUUGUCAUAUCAAGAACAAAGGUGGUGGAUAUGUUCAAGUCCCUCACGAUCCUGAACCUGUCAAUGAAUUCUUUGAACCGGACCUCUUUCCAAUGAUUUAUCCCACAUUGUUUCCGUACGGACUGGGAGGAUUUGAGGACCACCUGUGUUCUGAACCGUUAUCGAUCAAGAGACACGUCAAGCACCUGUUCAACCUGGCCGACUGUCGUUUUCAGGAACAUUAUUCAUUUCUAUUCACGGCAUUCAACAUUUUACAGCAGCGUAAGAUUCUGUUACAUACAUCUUUGAAAGUGAAGUGGGACUCCUUCCCAGAAAUAGCCACCAACCUUGCUGCUGUUUCGCCAUGGGCUGUACAUUGUGUCACAGAACGCGUGGCUUGA